AUGUUGAGAAUGAAGAAAAGGGGUUACGUUGGGAUCUGGUCAUUUCCAGUUAUUAUUGCAGUGGUCUGUGCACAAAGUGUCAAUGAUCCUAGCAAUAUGUCACUGGUUAAAGAGACUGUGGAUAGACUCUUGAAAGGCUAUGACAUCCGUUUGAGGCCAGAUUUUGGAGGUGCCCCUGUGGCAGUUGGCAUGAACAUAGAUAUUGCCAGCAUAGACAUGGUAUCAGAAGUCAACAUGGACUAUACUUUGACAAUGUACUUUCAACAAGCAUGGAGAGAUAAAAGACUUUCAUACUCAGUUAUUCCUUUAAAUCUUACAUUGGAUAACAGAGUAGCAGAUCAGCUCUGGGUUCCUGAUACCUACUUCCUGAAUGACAAGAAGUCUUUUGUUCAUGGUGUUACUGUCAAGAACAGAAUGAUUCGGCUUCAUCCUGAUGGUACUGUGCUCUAUGGACUAAGAAUAACAACAACAGCUGCUUGUAUGAUGGACCUUAGAAGAUAUCCAUUGGAUGAGCAAAACUGUACACUAGAAAUUGAAAGCUAUGGAUACACUACAGAUGACAUUGAGUUUUAUUGGCUUGGUGGGAGUCAUGCGGUGACAGGAGUUGAAAAAAUUGAAUUGCCACAGUUUUCCAUUGUAGAUUACAAACUCCUGUCAAAAAGAGUGGUUUUCUCUACAGGUUCAUAUCCAAGGUUAUCGCUUAGCUUUAAAUUAAAAAGGAACAUUGGCUAUUUCAUCUUGCAAACAUACAUGCCUUCUAUUUUGAUCACAAUUCUUUCAUGGGUUUCAUUUUGGAUUAACUAUGAUGCAUCUGCUGCUCGAGUUGCUCUAGGAAUUACAACUGUUCUGACCAUGACUACAAUCAACACUCACCUUCGAGAAACUCUCCCUAAAAUUCCCUAUGUAAAAGCUAUUGAUAUGUAUCUAAUGGGGUGCUUUGUCUUUGUAUUCAUGGCUUUGCUAGAAUAUGCGUUAGUCAACUACAUCUUCUUUGGUAGAGGGCCACAACGGCAAAAGAGGGCAGCAGAACGAGCGGCUAGUGCUAACAAUGAGCAAAUGCGAAUGGAAGUCAAUAAGGUAAGCGUGGAUCCACAUGAAAAUAUUUUAUUGAGUACACUUGAAAUUAAAAAUGAAAUGGCAGCAUCUGAAGCGGUGAUGGGUCUUGGUGAUCCAAGAAGUGCUAUGUUGGCUUAUGACACUUCUAGCAUUCAAUAUCGGAAAGCUGGUUUACCCAGACACAGUUUUGGACGGAAUGCUUUAGAACGUCAUGUGGUUCAAAAAAAAAGUAGACUACGAAGACGUGCGUCUCAGCUGAAAAUAAACAUACCUGACUUGACUGAUGUAAAUGCCAUAGACAGAUGGUCACGCAUGAUAUUUCCAGUGGUUUUUUCAUUCUUCAACAUUGUCUACUGGCUCUAUUAUGUGAACUAA
Messenger RNA from Bombina bombina (fire-bellied toad), 1431 nucleotides. It is a transcript of the gene GABRB2, whose product is annotated as gamma-aminobutyric acid type A receptor subunit beta2. NCBI's taxonomy places the organism in Eukaryota, Metazoa, Chordata, Amphibia, Anura, Bombinatoridae. Gene Ontology annotation, biological process: regulation of membrane potential; monoatomic ion transmembrane transport; signal transduction. The record is from RefSeq and is a predicted model, not a curated record. The transcript has 9 exons. Gene Ontology annotation, cellular component: membrane; GABA-A receptor complex; neuron projection. Gene Ontology annotation, molecular function: neurotransmitter receptor activity; GABA-A receptor activity; extracellular ligand-gated monoatomic ion channel activity. The coding region runs from base 1 to 1431 and encodes 476 amino acids.